AUGCUAACCGCCUUCGCCGCGCUGGCCAGCGUCCGCGCGCAAGGGCAGGAACUGCCGUACAAAAUCGACACACACCACCAUUUCAUCCCGGAAAGCUACAGAGCCGCGGUCGAGCGCGCAGGCGGUGACCCCGUCGGUUUGCCGACUCCGCCCUGGACACCACAAUCCUCGCUCGAGAACAUGGCCGCCAACGGUGUCCGCAAGGCGAUUCUCUCCGUCACGGCGCCCGGUGUCCCCACUGUCCCAGAUAUCGACGGCGGGCGUGCUCUGGCUCGAGAGAUCAACGAAUACGCCGCAGCGCUUCGAGAAGAGUACCCCGACUCCUUCGGCUUCUUCGCGUCUCUGCCAUCACUACUGGACACCGAGGGCGCCCUUGCUGAGAUUGAAUACGCGCUCAAUGUACUCAAAGCAGACGGCGUGACCCUCUUCACCCGGUACGGCGACGGAACCCAUUACCUGGGCCACUCCGUCUUUGACCCCAUCUGGUCCGCCCUCGACGCCCGCACGGCAACCGUCUUCAUCCACCCAACGCACCAAGUCAACGCAACCGCGAUCUCCCCUUCCCUCCCACAACCGCUAAUCGACUACCCGCACGAAACAACACGGACGGCGGUGGAUCUCAUCGCGUCGAAUACAACGCGUCGCUUCCCGAAUGUUAAGCGCAUCCUCUCGCACGCAGGUGGAUCCCUCCCGUAUCUGAUCUCGAGGGUUGCGACGAUUAGUGAUGCGUCUGCGUCCGAGGGGACCAGAGUGGGUGGAUUUGGGAAGACGGGGCCGGAGGUGCGCGAGGAUUUUCGAUCAUUCUACUAUGAUCUUGCGCUUUCGAGCGACCCGGCUGUUUUGGAUAUGCUCUUACGGCUUGUGCCGAGUGGCCGGAUUGUUUAUGGAUCCGAUUUCCCAUAUGCGCGGCCUAAUGCUAUUACAGCCUUCAGGGAGGACCUCGACGCGUACGACUUGGGGGAGGAAUUGAGGGAGAUGGUCUAUCAUAAGAACGCGGAGAGUUUGCUCGCGUCUGGGAGGACCGUCAAUGGACGAUGA
Molecule: messenger RNA, 1038 nt
Organism: Aspergillus calidoustus
Lineage: Eukaryota; Fungi; Ascomycota; Eurotiomycetes; Eurotiales; Aspergillaceae
Source: the annotation of a GenBank genome assembly